AUGACAACUUAGAUAAAAAAACUAUCAAAAUUAGAUCAUACAGUACCAAUUUAUUCUCCUCGUACAACUUAUAAAUAGAUUUUACAUACUGAUGAAACAUUAUUGGCUGAUCUUACUCUUAAUUUUGAUCCAUUCACUAUUAAUGUUUUAAGAACAGAAUUUUUAAUGCGACAUGGAUCUAUGGAGGUGACAGAAUUCAUUUUAGUUGUCAAGGAACAUUUAUUAAGUUGGCAAUUAGAAAUCUCAAAUAGAGAUAUUAAGUUAAUUAGGUAUUUGAUAUUAUAAUAAGAUAACUUGUUAAUCUUUUUGAAGAGAUUGAUUUAAAUGGUAAUGGGAAUUUAGAAUGGGAAGAAUUCACAAACUACAUUAUUGAAAAAGCAACAGUGUUAAAUAAUAUUAAGUCUAAAUAAGAUGAAAUCAAACUAUACACAAAAUCUAAUAUGAAACCAUUCAAAAAAUUCACAUAAAUCAUUACUAGGGUAAUUUACAUAAAGGAAAUAGAUAAAAUAGCAUUUUUUGAGGAAGGAAGUGAUGAAAUUUAAUUUAUGACUCCUGAUGGUGGAUUUGGCUUAAAGCCAUUAAAAAUUGUACCUAUUAGUGACAAAGUUGUGACAACACAAGCAAAAAAAGAUAAAGAUAAACAAAAUGUAUAUAAACUUAAUUCAGAACUAGUUUGUUAUUGUUAAAAAAGAAGACACAAUAGAAAAAAAGACAUAAAUUUUGGCAAUGCUCUACAUUGAUGACCCUAAAUAUCAAAUAUUAUUGACUUCAACCCAUGAUGGCUAUGUAAGAGGGUGGAGAUAUUAAUCUUCAGGAUUUGUUUAGGCCAAUUAACCUGAUAAUGAUGAAGAAAUGAUAGAACAUCAUUUUAAUAAUGACAUAUAUAGUAUGACUUGGGAUGGGAUAAAUGAAAUUUUGUAUUGUGGUUAAAAAGAAGGCUAAAUUAAUAUAUGGAAUUUGAAAAAUGAUACAGAAAUUCAAUUUGAAGAUAUAAGUCAUACUGAUGUUGUUAUGGAUAUGAUCGCGAUGCCAAAAUUACAGUUUAUGGCAUCAGCUAGUCUAGACCAUAAUUUAAUUUUGUGGAAUACUUUAUCUAAAAAACGAGAGCGUACAUAUAAGGAACAUACAAGAGGCAUAGUGUCUUUAGCAUUUAAUGAGAGUUUAAUAUUAUUAUUUUCUGCUGGAUUUGACCAUAAUUUAUGUGUUUGGAAUCCAUAUAUUGAAAGUUUGAUUUUCAAAAUACAAGGUCAUAGUAGUCCAGUUAUUGGAGUUGUAGUUAUUGAAGGUACAUCAUAAAUAGUUUCUUUGGAUUAAGAAGGUAGUGUAAAGGUUUGGGAUACAAAGAAAUUUAAUUGUGUUUAAUAAUUUAGUGUUGAAACAUAAGAUGAAAAACAUAAGUUUAAUCCUUCGAGUUUAUGCUAUAUACCUAAACCUUUAAAGCUAAUCUUUGGUGGUAGAUCAAUUUAUUCUUAUGAAUAUGAUAAGAAUUAUAAUCCUAAUUCAGUAGAUGAUUAUGUUGCAGUAUGUUGUAAAUUUAUAGAAAAUUAAAUGGCAUUUUUUACACCAGCAGGAACUAAAAUAAAAAUAUGGAAUGCUUUAACUGGAGAUGUUAAAAAAAUAUAUAGUGAUAUUACAACUACUGAAAUUACAGCAUUUAAAUUAGAUAAUUUAGAUAAAAGAUUUAUUAUUGGAGAUAGUAGUGGAACUGUUGCAUUAUUUAAUGUAAUUAAUGGAGCAAAAAUCAAGAAUCUACCAAAACAUUCAGGUGAAGUUGUUGCUAUUGUUCAUGCAUCUGAUAUUGGAUCAUUCUUUACUGGAUCUAUGGAUAAUAAUGUAUUUAUGACUUUAGAUAAUGAAUUUGGAGAAAGUGAAUUAUUACGUACAUUUAUANUUUAAUUUAUGACUCCUGAUGGUGGAUUUGGCUUAAAGCCAUUAAAAAUUGUACCUAUUAGUGACAAAGUUGUGACAACACAAGCAAAAAAAGAUAAAGAUAAACAAAAUGUAUAUAAACUUAAUUCAGAACUAGUUUGUUAUUGUUAAAAAAGAAGACACAAUAGAAAAAAAAACAAAAAUUUUGACAAUGCUCUACAUUGAUGACCCUAAGUAUCAAGUAUUAUUGACUUCAACCCAUGAUGGCUAUGUAAGGGGGUGGAGAUAUUAAUCCUCAGGAUUUGUUUUAGCCAAUUAACCUGAUAAUGAUGAAGAAAUGAUAGAACAUCAUUUUAAUAAUGACAUAUAUAGUAUGACUUGGGAUGGGAUAAAUGAAAUUUUGUAUUGUGGUUAAAAAGAAGGCUAAAUUAAUAUAUGGAAUUUGAAAACUGAUACAGAAACUUAAUUGUAAAGUGAAGGUGGUCAUACUGAUGUAGUAAUGGAUAUGAUUGCUAUGCCAAAAUUACAAUUUAUGGCAUCAGCUAGUUUGGAUGGUAACUUAAUUUUGUGGAAUACUCUCUAUAAUAAAAGAGAGCGUACAUAUAAGGAACAUACAAGAGGCAUAGUCUCAUUAGCAUUUAAUGAAAGUUUAAUAUUAUUAUUUUCUGCUGGAUUUGACCAUAAUUUAUGUGUUUGGAAUCCAUAUAUUGAAAGUUUGAUUUUCAAAAUACAAGGUCAUAGUAGUCCAGUUAUUGGAGUUGUAGUUAUUGAAGGUACAUCAUAAAUAGUUUCUUUGGAUUAAGAAGGUAGUGUAAAGGUUUGGGAUACAAAGAAAUUUAAUUGUGUUUAAUAAUUUAGUGUUGAAACAUAAGAUGAAAAACAUAAGUUUAAUCCUUCAAGUUUAUGCUAUAUACCUAAACCUUUAAAGCUAAUCUUUGGUGGUAGAUCAAUUUAUUCUUAUGAAUAUGAUAAGAAUUAUAAUCCUAAUUCAGUAGAUGAUUAUGUUGCAGUAUGUUGUAAAUUUAUAGAAAAUUAAAUGGCAUUUUUUACACCAGCAGGAACUAAAAUAAAAAUAUGGAAUGCUUUAACUGGAGAUGUUAAAAAAAUAUAUAGUGAUAUUACAACUACUGAAAUUACAGCAUUUAAAUUAGAUAAUUUAGAUAAAAGAUUUAUUAUUGGAGAUAGUAGUGGAACUGUUGCAUUAUUUAAUGUAAUUAAUGGAGCAAAAAUCAAGAAUCUACCAAAACAUUCAGGUGAAGUUGUUGCUAUUGUUCAUGCAUCUGAUAUUGGAUCAUUCUUUACUGGAUCUAUGGAUAAUAAUGUAUUUAUGACUUUAGAUAAUGAAUUUGGAGAAAGUGAAUUAUUACGUACAUUUAUAAUAUAAGAUGGAUAAUUAACAUACUUAAGUUAUGAUCCUGCAAUGAAACAUUUAUUAGCAGGAACUAAUUCUGGUUAAAUUAGAUUUUAUGAAACUGAUACAAAUAAAUUGCAUGGAGUUGCUAAUGAAUUUAAAUAAGGAGAAGAAAUUACAUCUAUCAAUUUAAUCAAAGGAAUUCCAUUUAUGUUUGUUACCAAUAGUUAGGGUAGAAUCUCAAUUAUGUCAAUGCCUCCUGUAUUACAUAGAUUUGUCAAAGUUUAUACUUUCACUAAUAUAGAUCCUGAAAUUCCUAGUUAAUUAUUAGGAAUCUCUAAUGCAGUAUUCAGUUAAGAUAAAAAAGUACUCUAUCUAAGCGAUGAUAAAGGUUUCAUUAAAUGUUUUGAAGUUGAUUGGCUUGUAGACUUUUUGAUUAAUAUUGUCAACGAAAAAGAUAAGGAAGAGGCAGCUAUAAAAAGAAUUAAAGGACUUAAAACUACUUAAAAUGGAAGACAAAUGCUAACUUUGCCAAAAAUAGCUUAAAAAGAAGUUAAAAUGAAAUGGAUUACUAGAGCUCAUUAUGAAGUUAUUAAAUCUUUAGAAUAUGUAGAAAAAGAAAAUUUUCUCAUUACUACUGCUUUUGAUAAGAAAGUGAAACUUUGGGAUGCAGAAACUGGUAAAUUUAUAGAUUCAUUUCAAUAAAAUUAUGAUAGGAAAGAACCAAGACCUAUUGCUCUAAAAAGAAGUGGAACAGAUGAAAUUUAUAAUGCUGAAUUAAAUGAAAGAGUAGAUCUCAAAUAUACUUAAUUAAUACAAUAACAAUAAUAAGAAGAAUAAGGUGCUUAAGUUCAAUAAAUUUAAGUUUUAGAAGAAAAGAUUUCAGAUCCUCUUGGGCUAACGAAAUCUCCUCAAGAAGAAUUCAAUCCAUUUUAUUACUUAGAAAAAAUAGAUCAAUCUAAAUUAUCAACUCUAAAAAGUAAUCCUGAAUGGAAAUUAGAAAUAAGAUUUAAAGAAUAUUAUGAAAAAUAUGAAUAAAAAAUUAAAACUUUAUUUGAAUAAGUUAAAAUUAAAGAAAGGGAAGUACAUGAGAAAUAGGUUAAAUAAGGAAUACAUAAUAGGCAUUUUAAAGGGUAAAAUUAACCAUCUGAUGAUGAUAAACAAUUUGAGUAAAAUCAUAAACCAAUAAUAAAAGAUGAUGAAGGAAAUAAUAAUCAAUAAUUAUAGUAAUAAGCCUCAUAACAAUUUACUCAAAAAAUAAAGCUCGAAUAAGUACUGUAAAGAUAUAAGGUUCAGUAAAAAGAUCAGCAUUAAAUUUCAUAAAGAGGAAACCUAUAAAUAAAUUUAGAUAGUAUGAUUAAUUAAAAUGAUAUAGUUAAAGAGCUAAAAUAACAACACUCAGAUUUAUAGGAAAAUUAUAAAUUUGGAAAUAAAGGAGGUAAUUUGACUCCUUAAGCGAAAUCUACAUCAGUUCCACCUUUAGUUAAGAAUGUAACACAAAGAUAAACUAAAAAGGUAGAUCCUCAACUAUUUGAGAAGCUCUAUAAAUAAAACUUAAAAAGCAAGGCACUUUAUAACUCAGAUCCUAAAAUCUUCCUAUCAGAAGUAAAUUAUUUUAUUUAUGUUAAGGCUGAAUGUAAUGCUGCUUCAAGAUUUGUCACUGUAUUAGAGAUUUAUGAUAUCACAGAUGAAAGAUCAUAAAAAUUUAAAGAAAUUAAAUGUAGAUCAAAAGUCAAAUUACCAAGAUUAUAAUGA
Messenger RNA from Paramecium pentaurelia, 4975 nucleotides. The record is from the annotation of a GenBank genome assembly. NCBI's taxonomy places the organism in Eukaryota, Ciliophora, Oligohymenophorea, Peniculida, Parameciidae.